UUUCAUUACAUUUUGAAAUUGACUUUGAAAUCAUAGUGUGGUUUCUGGUGUUCUUUUCUUUUUUUUUUUCAAAAAAUAAUCAUUGAUGGUCAUGUCGUGGAUCAAAAAGAUAUUUCAAGGCAAAAAGAAAAACUUCAAACAUAUUGAGGAAAGUAUUAAAGAUCUGGAGGCUAGAGAGGAUGUUUUAUUAAAACGUCAAGUCGAAUGGGAGCAACAAGUUGCGACUUGCGAAGAAGCCAUAAGGAACAACGUUUCUGAUAAAAAAUUGGCCUUAAGGAUGUUAGAAAAAAAGCGAAGGUUAGAAAAAAAUCUCAGACGAUUGGAUUGUCAAUUAAACAAGUUGAAUUUUUACAUGGACAAACUGAGAACCUUCCAAAUUGAUGCCGCUAUAGCGCCUUCUCUUAAAAGAACAGGAAUUAAAAAAGGCAAAGGGGAUGUCAAAAAUAUCAUGGAACAGAUUCUUAAGCAAAAUCAGGAGACAUUAAUUGCUCAGGAUACUUCUGUUUCAGAUGAAGAAGAUCUAGUUGAAUUUUUGGAAGCUUUGCAAAGCGAGUAUGCAGAAAAUAAUUCAAUAACCAGUCCAAUCAACUGUGAAGCUGGUCCACAGAAGGACAAUCAAAUUUGUAGCGGUCAAGGAACAAGCACUGAGAAAGCCGUUGUACACUUGCACAGUUUUAAAUAAACUUAAAAUUUCAUAUUA
This is a messenger RNA of Anthonomus grandis grandis, 700 nucleotides long. RefSeq lists its product as uncharacterized. The transcript is spliced from 4 exons. The coding region runs from base 86 to 682 and encodes 198 amino acids. Lineage: Eukaryota; Metazoa; Arthropoda; Insecta; Coleoptera; Curculionidae. The record is from RefSeq and is a predicted model, not a curated record.